AUGGCUUCAGGACUGGCGCGCAAAUACGAGAUCAACGCCGACAUGGGUGAAGGCUUCGGCCGCUGGAAGAUGGGCCCGGACGAGGAACUGAUGCCGUACAUCGACGCCGCCAAUAUUGCGUGCGGAUACCAUGCCGGCGACCCUUCUAUCAUGCUCAAGACAGUUCGCCUGUGCAAGAAGCACGGCGUCAAGGCCGGAGCGCACCCGGGACUGCAAGAUAUGUUCGGCUUCGGUCGCAGAAAGAUCGAGAUUGACCCCAAAGACAUGUAUGCCAUGGUGCUGUACCAGGUCGGCGCCCUCAAAGCCAUACUCAAUUCGGAAGGCGUCGAGUUAUCCCAUAUCAAGCCUCACGGGGAGCUCUUCUUCUACAUGCAAAGAGACGAGACCAUCAUGAGAGCUGUUUUGGAAGCUUGCGCCACGUUUGGGGACAACAUCCCAGUCUACGCAUCGCAAAACGCGACACAAGAAGCUAUGUGCAAGGAGCUGGGCAUCCCGUUCCAAGGGGAGGUCUACGUCGACAUUGAUUACUCUCCAGAGGGCAAGCUCAUACCGGUGGCACAGUCCAAGGUGGCUACACCAGAAUUAUGCUACGAGAGGGCUUUGUCUGCAUCACUGAAGGACGAAGGCAAGGAUAACAGUGGCGGUAUCUUUAGCUUUGGCUUUGAGGGAAAGCCAUUCAGCAUCUGCGUGCAUUCUGAUCAUCCCACGGUGCUUCAGAAUGUUACGGGUAAAGCAUGUCAAGAAGAUUCCGAUGUUGCGAUCGCGGCAAACCCCACAACUCCACACGAAUCUCCUCAUGGUUCUAAUGGCUUUGCUCUGGUCUCUCCAGCUUGCAUAGAUCCUCUCUACAGCAAGCCGGUGAUUGACAGCGAGACCGACGAGAUCUCCCCAGGUCCCCAUCACCACGUUGCGGGGCACUUUUCUAACACGUCCACUCGCUUCAACUUCUACUUUCCGCCAAAAGAUGCCUGGGGCGGUCGUUUCUUCCAACUCGCCUACCCUACGCAGUCCGCGAAUGCCACUGAGGAAACCAUUGGGUUCGGGCUAGACAGCAAGGCCUACACGGUCCAAGUCACGGGGUCAAACGGGUUCCGUGCCGAAGCAGCAGCAGCAAGGUAUUCCCGGAUUGUUGCGGCGCGAUAUUAUCGUCUCACAAGCACUCAGCAUAUCUAUGGCUACGUUUACGGCGGCAGCGGUGGCUCUAACCAGGUUAUUGGGGGUAUUGAGAAUACAGUCGGCGUCUGGGACGGCGCUGUGGCGAUGGUCCAAGCCGUGCCGAUUUCCGCCCCCAACAGCCCAUCGAUCAGGGCAAUGGCGGGUUUAGUUCUACGGAACAGGAAGACCGAGAUUCAGGAUUCCCUUAAGCCCGGGGGUAGUGGAAAUCCUCUCUCAAUACCAUCAAUGACGGAGCUCGAGCGAAGCAUGCUGAUUGAAGCCACAAAGCUUGGUGUCCCCAUCCGUGCCUGGGAACAGUAUGAUGAGGUCGCUGACAGUUCACAUCUGAACAUCCUGCGGAAUACCAUUAUCCAGCCUUCGGACCCUACAUACGUCGAAGAUUUCUGGUCCAAGCCGGGCUACCUCGGAACGGCGGAUAGUGCGCUCGGAAUCGCCAUGAGAGAGGCCGUAGUUGACUUCAAUGCGACGGUAGAGGAUGUUCAGCUUGACAACGAUGGGAAGCUGGUCAGCAUAAGACUCGACACAGUCCCGGAAGCUGUUGCUGACGUAUACGGGUACGACCUGGGUUUGCUUGGAGCCGACGACUUCAAAUUAAGAACCAUCAGCGGCACGUUGUCUACGGCCAACUACACCAUGUUGUUCACCGACUACACUGCCGACGCCAACGAUGCCACUCUUACAAAGUUUAUUGCAAAGGGAGUCAAAGUCCACAUCGACAACAAGUCCUCUGUUGCAAUGCACUCCUAUUACAGACACCAAAUCCCGGAACGAGUAGGAUUCUACGGAUUCGACCAGUUCCGGACCGUCAAUGGCACGAACUACCCCCAACGGACCCCUGACACGUCCAAGUCCCUCGCCAGAUCCGUCUCUGGCGGUAAUCACACUGGCACCAUCGGAUGCAAACUCAUCGUCGUUCAGAACCUGCUGGACAGCGACGCGUUUCCGUGGCAUGCCGACUGGUAUCGUUCGCAAGUUAAGCGGCAACUGGGAGAUCGCUUCGAGGAUAAUUAUCGCCUUUGGUACAACGACAAUGCGGAGCACUUUUACGAGAAAAGGCCUCCACACCGUCUUGCACUCAUUGUGCCGUACAACGGCAUCUACCAACAAGCUCUCCGAGACGUGGCAGCUUGGGUGGAGGAUAGAGUGCCUGCGCCAGAUACCACGUCGUAUACUAUUUCGGCCGACGACAACUCGGUCCAGGUGCCACCUACAGCGACCGAACGGCGAGGAAUCCAACCGGUUGUUGAGCUUCUUGCGAAUGGAAGAUGCAGCUGUACGGUGAAAGCCGGCCAGUCGGUGACGUUACGAGCGACUGUCGAAACACCCUCCGGGACUGGCAAGGUUGUCAAUGUCGAGUGGGAUCUGACUUCGGAGGGCACCUUUACUGAUGUAGGGCCCGCAUUCACGCCUAACCAGACUGUGACGAUUGAGCACACGGUUGUCUACAACACGACGGGGAACUUUAUCGCUAUUGCGAGGGCGACGUCUCAUCGUCAGGGAGACCAGGCACACCAGCACACGCGCACACGCGCACACGCAUACCCACAUCCACACAUCCUCUCAGAAGAAGUCAUGGACUCCCAAGGCAGCCAAGCGACGAAGAAGCGGAGACUGGGUGAUGGAAACGAAGAUAGUCAAGCCAGUAAGGACGACGGCAGUUCACUCGGCGUGUCUUGGCGUGGUUUCCGUCCUCGGACCAUCGAGUUCGACCAUCAAGCCUCCUGCAGUGAGUUUGAAUCUCGCUUCGCACUCGAGAUCUGGGCGACGGAUGCACAGGGUGUUGAGCGUCAAAUUGGAAAAAUCUGGGAUGAAAUCAACUACGCUGGAGCCGGGAAAGUCAAGGUCAUCGCAAAGAGCGCAAUGAGCACACUGAGCGCACUGAGCGCAAUGAGCGCAACGAGCAUCGACACCCCGCGGUUGGCCUCCGACGAUUACAUAAAGGCAUUCGAACGCCAUAUGAAAUCACAGCAGACUAUUCAAGAGAAAGCUCGUCAGGAGGAGAAGGCUCGCAAGGAGGAGAAGGCUCGCAAAGAGGAGAAAGCUCGCAAGGAGGAGCAGGCUCGCAAGGAGGAGAAGGCUCGCAAGCAGAAGAAGGAGGCUCUCCGAGAGAAAACACUUGCCCUUGAGGCUCUUCAAGCGAGAAGGAGAGCCCUCCAAGAGAGUGAGAGAACUCUCCAGUAUGAGGAAGAGGCUCUCCAAGAGAAGAUUCAGUCUCUCCAAGAGAAGCAGACUGUUCAGGAGGGCAACAGGACUCUUUAG
Molecule: messenger RNA, 3435 nt
Organism: Colletotrichum costaricense
Lineage: Eukaryota; Fungi; Ascomycota; Sordariomycetes; Glomerellales; Glomerellaceae
Product: LamB/YcsF family protein
Exons: 4
Coding region: 1-3435 (1144 amino acids)
Biological process (GO): carbohydrate metabolic process
Source: RefSeq, a predicted model, not a curated record